Molecule: messenger RNA, 1950 nt
Organism: Phodopus roborovskii (desert hamster)
Lineage: Eukaryota; Metazoa; Chordata; Mammalia; Rodentia; Cricetidae
Gene: Spred2
Product: sprouty related EVH1 domain containing 2
Exons: 6
Coding region: 607-1842 (411 amino acids)
Biological process (GO): negative regulation of MAPK cascade; multicellular organism development
Cellular component (GO): membrane
Molecular function (GO): protein kinase binding
Source: RefSeq, a predicted model, not a curated record
CCUCUCUUUUUGGUUGCAAGUAGGAAGCUUUUUGCACUCCACCACCUCUGGCCGCUGGGAAGACGUCAUCGCUUCCGCCCUACUUCCUCCUCCUGUUGGCGGCGCUGAGAAUCCAAUAUGGAGUAAAUCGGUGGAGUCGUGAGAUGGGGUUCGGACGGGGCGCCCUGCACCGCCUCCCAGGCGCACCUCCCCCGGCCGCCGAGCACUACCCGGAACCCUGAUUGGCCCGGUCCCUGGGGGCGACCCCGGCCUGGCCCCACCACAGUCGGCCGUCCGCCCGCCCGCCGCCCCGAGCGUGCUUGUUUUUCUGCUGCUCUCCCCCUCCGGGUCCCCUUCCCAAAUCUCGCCCUUGCGCUCAUUCGGAGCCCGGGGGCCGCGCCCGCCUGGCCUGUGGCGUCCACUGCCCGGUGCACCCCUUCCUAGACCUCGUCCUGCGCUCGGGGAGCCCCGUUUCCCCGUCUGCCUCGGCGCCCCCUUCAUCUCUUGCUAACCCCUCCACCACCAAAUCAGGAGAUGUCGGAGAUGUGAAGAAGGGGGGCGAGCGCACAGGAAGAUGAAGGGAGCCAGGCUGCCCGCCGCGGGACAGGCGUCUAGGUGAACAAGAAAAUGACCGAAGAAACACACCCGGACGAUGACAGCUAUAUUGUGCGUGUCAAGGCUGUGGUUAUGACCAGAGAUGACUCCAGCGGGGGAUGGUUCCCACAGGAAGGAGGAGGGAUCAGUCGCGUUGGGGUGUGUAAGGUCAUGCACCCUGAAGGCAAUGGACGAAGCGGCUUUCUCAUCCAUGGUGAACGACAGAAAGACAAACUGGUGGUAUUGGAAUGCUAUGUCAGAAAGGACUUGGUCUACACCAAAGCCAAUCCGACGUUUCAUCAUUGGAAGGUUGACAAUAGGAAGUUUGGUCUUACUUUCCAAAGCCCUGCAGAUGCACGAGCCUUUGACAGGGGCGUGAGAAAAGCCAUUGAAGACCUUAUAGAAGGGUCAACAACCUCAUCUUCCACCAUUCAUAACGAAGCUGAGCUAGGAGAUGAUGACGUUUUUACAACAGCUACAGACAGUUCUUCUAAUUCCUCUCAGAAGCGGGAGCAGCAUGCAAGGACGAUCUCUUCCCCGACAUCAUGUGAGCACCGGAGGAUUUAUACCCUUGAUCCCUACCCCAUAGACCAUUACCACCCCGACCAGCGGCUACAGAGAUCCUUUCCAGAGGACGAUGAGGAAAUCGUACGUAUCAAUCCUCGGGAGAAGAUCUGGAUGACCAGUGGCUAUGAGGAUUACCGGCACGCGCCACUGCGCGGAAAAUACCUAGAUACGGCAGAAGAUGUAGACUCCUCCUAUGUGCGCUUUGCCAAGGGCGAAGCCACCAAACAUGACUAUAAUUACCCCUAUGUGGACUCCUCGGACUUUAGCUUCGGCGAAGAUCCUAAAGGCCGCGGGAGGAGCAGUGUGAUCAAGACGCAGCCAGCCAAGGGCAAGUCCCGGCGGCGAAAGGAAGACGGCGAGCGCUCGCGCUGUGUGUAUUGCAGGGACAUGUUCAAUCACGAGGAGAACCACAGGGGCCACUGCCAGGAUGCACCUGACGCUGUGAGAACUUGUAUCCGCCGCGUGAGCUGUAUGUGGUGUGCAGACAGUAUGCUUUACCACUGUAUGUCGGACCCCGAGGGAGACUACACGGACCCUUGCUCGUGCGACACCAGCGACGAGAAGUUUUGCCUCCGGUGGUUGGCACUUAUUGCCUUGUCUUUCUUGGCCCCUUGUAUGUGUUGUUACCUUCCGCUUCGAGCCUGUUACCACUGUGGAGUGAUGUGCAGGUGCUGUGGCGGGAAGCACAAAGCCGCUGUGUGACUCAUUUCCCGCUCUCCUCCUCUUCCAUCCACAGCCACUUGUCUCUUGCAUACCCCCCAUCUUCUCCCCAGCUCCCUUCCAACUCCAAAGGGCGAGGCCGAGGAGGAA